Ziziphus jujuba (common jujube) is the source of this 1275-nucleotide messenger RNA. Its product is annotated as sm-like protein LSM1B. Lineage: Eukaryota; Viridiplantae; Streptophyta; Magnoliopsida; Rosales; Rhamnaceae. The transcript is spliced from 5 exons. Bases 661 to 1047 code for a protein of 128 amino acids. Gene Ontology annotation, biological process: deadenylation-dependent decapping of nuclear-transcribed mRNA. Gene Ontology annotation, molecular function: RNA cap binding. The record is from RefSeq and is a predicted model, not a curated record. Gene Ontology annotation, cellular component: P-body; Lsm1-7-Pat1 complex.
CCAAUGAAACAAGCAACACCACCACGAUUGCCACAGCAUCACCAAGUCUAACAACGCCCCAAAACACUUGCAUAAAAUCUUUCUUCUUGUACUUCCUUCAACCAUGCCAAAAUCCAAACCCUAGGAAAAUCCUCUCUCUCUUUCCUUUUCUUUUUCUUUUUCUUUUUUCUUUUUUUCAACUCUCACAAAAUUUUCCUAAUUUUCUUGCACUUUCUCUCUAAUUUUCUCUCAUUUUCUUCUCCAAUUUCCCUCCUGAAACUCUUCCGGAGCGAUUGGAUCUGAGUGCUUUUUUUCAAAACUCCUCCUAGUUUCCAUCAAUCCGGAAGAGAGGUUUCUCGAAUUGUUAUUCUGUUAUCUCUUAGGUUUUUUCUUUUUUUGGAUCUGAAAAAGAUAGGGUUUGUUUUACCGUUAGUUCGUUGAAGUUCGAAUUUUUAAUUUUUUUCCCUGUUGGUUUUUUUUUUUUUUUUUUCCCGUUUGGGUUGGAAAUAAAUUGAUGAUUUUUGGUUUGGUUUUUUUUUUCUCUUCUGUGUUAAAUUUGGAAGAGUUUCUUUGGUGAGGCAAUCAGAGAGAAAUCUGAGCUGCCAAUGCCAUUGGUUUGUUUUCUGGUGAAUUUUUCGGUGGUUUUUGAGAUACCGAAAAAGUUUGAGCUCAUCAGCAUCAAUGUCUUGGGCAGGUCCGGAAGAUAUCUACCUUUCUACUUCUCUCGCCAGCUAUCUUGACAAAAAACUUCUUGUGCUACUUCGAGAUGGUAGAAAACUUUUGGGGACCCUUCGUUCUUUUGAUCAAUUUGCCAAUGCUGUUCUUGAGGGUGCAUGUGAGAGAGUCAUUGUUGGUGAUCUUUACUGUGACAUCCCUUUAGGUCUUUAUGUAAUCCGGGGGGAGAAUGUUGUUUUAAUUGGUGAGCUGGACUUGGAAAGGGAGGAACUUCCCCCUCAUAUGACUCGUGUUUCAGCAGCAGAAAUCAAAAGGGCACAGAAGGCAGAAAGAGAGGCUACCGAUCUUAAAGGGUCCAUGAGAAAAAGAAUGGAGUUCCUUGAUUUGGACUAAUGAAUUUACUAUGUUCCUGGAGUAGUUCAACAUGGUUUGUCCGCAAAUAUUAUAGCGGCUGUUUUUCUUCCCCCUUUUUUUUUUUUUUUUUUUUUGGGUUAGAUGUUAGAAUUUAAAUCUUUGUUGAAAAAAAAAAAUUUAAUUAGAAUUUUAAUUGUGAACCAUUCUUCAAAUUUCUUUGUGUAAUAUUUGUGUGAAUGAAUACAAGUAUUCCUUUGCUUUGGAGAA